This is a messenger RNA of Fundulus heteroclitus (mummichog), 1163 nucleotides long. It is a transcript of the gene pheta2, whose product is annotated as PH_Ses domain-containing protein. Gene Ontology annotation, cellular component: recycling endosome; trans-Golgi network; early endosome. Lineage: Eukaryota; Metazoa; Chordata; Actinopteri; Cyprinodontiformes; Fundulidae. The transcript is spliced from 4 exons. The coding region runs from base 78 to 863 and encodes 261 amino acids. The record is from RefSeq and is a predicted model, not a curated record. Gene Ontology annotation, biological process: receptor recycling; endosome organization; retrograde transport, endosome to Golgi.
AAUGGAACUGAAUGCAACGAGUCUGAGAGAGCUUGAGUUGACCCUGUGAGAGAUUCAGCACCGGCAGAGGAGCCAGGAUGAAGCUCCAUAAGAAGAUUCUGACCCAUUUCCUAUCAUGCACCUCUCCAGUGGAUAAGGAGGGAUAUCUCUACAAAAAGAAGGAGAGAAAUGCUACCUAUUAUCGACGGUGGUUCGUCCUGAAAGCUAACCUGCUCUUCUACCAGGAGCGGCCAGCUGAUCGACACCUACUGGGUGUCAUCGUGUUGGAGGGGUGCAAAGUUCAGAUGUUAGAGUCUGAUGGGUUUUUCCCCUUCUCCCUGGAGUUUGGGCCUGGACUCAAAACCUACAGGUUUGCAGCAGGAGAUGCUCAGACCCAGGGAUGCUGGGUGAAAGCGCUGUUCCUGGCCAGCCACUGUUACCUCUCCUGUCUCCUCAGAGACCUGGAGAGGCAAUAUGAAGGGGCUAAACAGCAGCAAGGAUCUAGUGACUCCCGCUCUUCCAUCAAAUCCCUCAAUCCUCCCAUUAACAGCCUCCUGGUACCUACCCUGGGACCACUAGCAGUGGUCAGGGAGGGGAGAAGCUUUAGCGCCAGCGCUGCUUUACCACCACACCCGUUACCAACUAAGGUGGCAGCUAAAAAGUCCCCCAAAAAGUGGCAGAAGAGGAACGCUUACGUGACCCCUCUCAACGGACCCGCGCCUCUGUACGGCGAGUGGCCUUUGGUGGGGUCCGAUCCACUCGUGGAGUUCAGCAAACUGCACGACUAUUAUGGCCAGGAGGUUCAAAAGGCAAGAGAGGCGUGGCUGAGAAGUCGACGAACAGAGGAGGACCACAGUGAAAAAGAUCUCAUCGAUCUGGGCUAAAGAUAAAAAACGGCUUUUCAAAGGGAACUGAGACGAAGUUAUUCAUUUGUGUCAAACAGGAACUGAACCUAAACCUGAAGCACUGUGAGUUAUACUGUACUAAAUUUCACUGCGGUUAAGACUCAGGCACCACCUGGUUUGUGUUGAAUGUUCGACGUUUUCUUGACUUGACAGAGAGACAACACAAAUGUAAAAAAAAACCCGACUGAUCCCUGUUGCGCCUGUAUGGCUGUUGGAUAAUUAUUAGAAAGCAUAAAGUGUGUUUAGUGCAUUUGCACCUCUUUAAAGGAAGGUUAAACA